Molecule: messenger RNA, 2212 nt
Organism: Bursaphelenchus xylophilus (pine wood nematode)
Lineage: Eukaryota; Metazoa; Nematoda; Chromadorea; Rhabditida; Aphelenchoididae
Source: the annotation of a GenBank genome assembly
AUGGCUCUCAAAAGUAGUAGGAAUAAAAGUGGCAAAGGAGGAAACGGGCACGCAAAGAAGACCAAGAAGGUUAUCGUGAAGAAAGCUGCACCGAAUACUCAAGUCUCUAAGAAGGUUGUAGACAAGAAGAAUGUGUCGUUCUCCGCAACUCUUGAGGAAAGCCGGCUCAUCGAAGAUGUCGACACGUCGUCGUCGAUUGGGCCCAGUUCAACAACAAAACGAGUUAAGGGAAUCCUGAAAGGAAAGGAAAAGGUGGACCAGGUUGAAGUAGUUCCUGAGAAUGAGGAGGCUUCUCAGAAGCCUCUGAAAGGAAAGAAAAGGUCGAUUAUUGUCAAGAAGUCGGUCAAGGAACACCUCAAGACGUUGACUAAGAAGGAACGGCGGCAGUUUAUCAGAACGCUCAGGGCUAAGACGAAGCCAAACUUUGGAAUUGCUAUGGAAGCCAAGAAAAUAUGGGAAAAACUGAGAAGGUGAGAGCAUCAAUUUAUUAAUUAUCCCGGUUAUUUAGUUCUAAAACGCCUAAGGCGGAGAAGGAGAAAUUAACCCAGCAACUCUAUGAAUUGGUAAAAGGAAAGACUAAAGAUAUUAUUCAUGCCCAUGACACGUCCCGUGUCAUUCAAUGUCUUCUUGCCACUGGAAAUGAAGAAGUUAGGGACAAAUUGUUUGAAGAGCUCACGCCUGAGAUUGUUCGAAUGGCAAAGUCGCCUUACGCCAGAUUCUUCCUGGUCAAAAUGUUAAAAUAUGGGUAAGUAAAUUCAAAAAUUUAUUGGUGUAAUUUUAGAAACCGCCAACAAAAAAUAGAUAUCCUGAAUGCAUUCCGUGGUCACUGUGUCAAUCUCCUUAGGAAUAAAUGGUCUGCAAACAUUUUAGAAACAGUGUACAACGACUUGGCGACUGCAGAUCAAAGGAAUAACAUUGUUCGAGAGUUCUAUGGAAACGAGUUUGUGAUCUUCAAGGUAAGUUGGAAUUUUGCUAAAUUACCCUGUUUUUAGGACGAGAACAACUACAGGACCAUCGAAGAGGUUGCGAAAGAAGCACCGUCAAAGAUACCUGGUGUUGUAAAAAAUCUAGAAGAUUUACUGAAUGAUGUCAUUGAAAAGUAAGAUUGGUCUAAUGGUAUGCAACUUAUUUUAUAGGGGUCAAUUGAAACUUUCACUUGUUCACAAAUUGUUAUGGGAUUAUCUCCAAUAUUGCCCAAAGCAACAAAAGUUGGAAAUGGUGCAGACGAUUAAGGAAUUCCUCCCAGAGAUCUGUCAUACAAGAGAAGGUGCCUUUAUUGCAAUGGACUGUAUUUGGGAAGGAGAUGUCAAGACCAGGAAGGCUAUUGUAAAGUCCUUUAAGGGAUUGUCAGUUAAAGCAGCCCUCGAUAAAUACUCCAGGAGGGUCCUUUACGCCAUAUUUGAUUCUGUUGACGACACUGUGCUGGUAAACAAAAUCAUUGUCAAAGAAAUCGCCGAUGAGAUCGCAGACGUAAUCUACAAUGCGGAGGGAGUACAAGUCUUGCAUUAUCUGGUGCAUCCGAGAGAUGGACGGGUCCUUGGUAAGGGUAUGGUUGAAAUCCUGAAGAAGGGGGAUGCAAAUGAAUUUACCAAGAAACCCGCUGCGGAUCGGUAUAAAGAAUUGUUCAGUGGAAUCAAGGAGUCCCUUUAUUCAUUCCUUGCGGCCAAUAUGAAGGAGUGUUUAUACAACAAGGUCUCAGCUGUCCUAGUCUUGGACGCACUAGAACCAACUCGUAAGUUCGGUUGUAGAUGGCCUCUUUUUAAGGGAUUGUUUAAUUUUUAUGCGUUUAGAUGAGACCGAAUUGAUGACUCGUCAAAUUGAGGAAGCUUAUUUGAAGCCAUGCUUUGAUGCCAUUGCCAAAAUCGCAGGAGAAGAAUUCAUCCCAAAUGACAUCACGGAAUCCGAACAGAAGCAUAUCAUUCAAGGAGGAGCCGCCAGAUUUGUACUGACCAAAUUAUUGAAGGCGGAUGUUAAACAACCUGUUGUGAAGUUGAGUGAUUCUCUCUGUCAACUGCCGGCGGAACAACUCAGACUGUUUACCGCCUUGAACAGCGGAUGUUUCGACUUGUAUCACAUGUGUUUGGCUAGCGAAGCGGCCCAAAAAACGAUCAAAAAGGCAGUUAGCAUCCAGACUCUCAAGUCCAAGGGAUCCUUUCUGGGAGCCAAAUUGCUACACGAAAAGCUGACUGGCAAGAAGUUUGAUUCAACGUGA